AUGCAACAAAAUCUGCUGCAAGGAAUAACACAGUAUUUGAUGACCCUAUGCGCCAAACCCUUUGUUCUGACCGCAAUGGUAAUGGACGUGGGCAAACAGCUGAGACGAUUGGCUUUGCUCCAAGCUGCAGGAAAGCAGGUGGAUUUCACCCCUAGUAUCGAUUUGGCCAGGAAACUGCGUAAUGAGUUGUACGAUCGCUUCCUUAUUGUGAGAAUUCUCGAGAGAGACAGUCGCACUUUAUGUGAGAACGUGAAAACUUGGCAGAAGGAAUACGAGGCUCUAGAGCAACAAAAUGCAGAAAAUCCUAAAAUAGCGGAACGGAUCGCCAGUCAACUUCGGCAACAAAUUCCUGUGUGA
Messenger RNA from Ostertagia ostertagi, 357 nucleotides. NCBI's taxonomy places the organism in Eukaryota, Metazoa, Nematoda, Chromadorea, Rhabditida, Trichostrongylidae. The record is from the annotation of a GenBank genome assembly.